Messenger RNA from Betta splendens (Siamese fighting fish), 3288 nucleotides. Its product is annotated as oxysterol-binding protein-related protein 2-like. Gene Ontology annotation, cellular component: membrane; cytosol; intracellular membrane-bounded organelle. The record is from RefSeq and is a predicted model, not a curated record. The coding region runs from base 255 to 1646 and encodes 463 amino acids. The transcript is spliced from 14 exons. Gene Ontology annotation, molecular function: cholesterol binding. NCBI's taxonomy places the organism in Eukaryota, Metazoa, Chordata, Actinopteri, Anabantiformes, Osphronemidae.
AAAAUAGCUUUUGGAUUCAACAUCUGGCUGCAAGCUGAUUGGCUGAAGGACCUGCCAAUGACGUUGUCCUUGCUGCCCACUUCCGCCCAUCUUCAGAGGCAGUUCUCUCCUCGAUUGUUUAUCUUACCACAUAAUUCAUUUCGACUUAAAUCACAGGCUGUCUGUGAUGCUCGGAUUAAGCCUGAACUGCAGGGACAAGUCGCGGAUGGAAACAUGACUUGUGAGUAACGAUUAGUUACGUUCUCAGCGGAAGAAUGAACAGCGAGGAGGAGUUUUACGACGCCGAGACAGGGCUGGAGUCAGAUGAUUCCUGUGAGGUCAGUUUUAAAGAUGCUGUGGUUUUUGGCAGCAAGCAAGUGGCCGAUGCCAGCAGCACGCAGGAGAAUGGAGUGUGGGCACGCAGGAAAGUCCUUCCUGCUGAAAUGAUCUCCAGAAACAAUUUCAGUGUGUGGAGUAUACUGAAGAAAUGCAUCGGCAUGGAGCUGUCCAAAAUAGCGAUGCCUGUUGUGUUCAACGAGCCACUGAGCUUUCUCCAGAGAAUCUCAGAGUACAUGGAACACACUUACCUUAUCCACAAAGCCUGCAGUUUAUCUGAUUCUAUAGAGCGGAUGCAGGUUGUCGCUGCAUUUGCUGUUUCAGCUGUAGCAUCUCAAUGGGAGAGGACUGGAAAGCCUUUUAAUCCUUUGCUGGGGGAGACGUAUGAACUCAUAAGAGAGGACGAGGGGUACAGGUUAAUCUCGGAGCAGGUGAGUCACCACCCCCCUGUCAGUGCCUUCCACGCUGAAAGUCUGAAGCAAGAGUUUGUGUUUCAUGGCUCCAUCUACCCAAAACUCAAGUUCUGGGGAAAAAGUGUGGAAGCUGAGCCCAAAGGGACUAUGACACUGGAGUUACUGAAACAUAAAGAAGCAUAUACGUGGUCAAAUCCAAUGUGCUGUGUGCAUAACAUCAUAUUGGGAAAACUCUGGAUUGAACAGUAUGGAACUGUGGAGAUAAUCAAUCACAGUACUGGGGAUAAGUGCAUUUUGAACUUCAAACCAUGCGGGAUGUUUGGGAAGGAACUUCACAAAGUAGAAGGUUAUAUUCAAGACAAAAGUAAGAAGAUACGACUGGUGAUCUAUGGGAAGUGGACGGAAUGCAUGUACAGUGUGGACCCUAAGGUUUAUGAGUCGCAAAAGAAGACAGGGGGAGACUCAAAGAAGCUAAAGCAGGAACAUAGUUGUGAAAGUGAGGAGGCGGACGAGAUGCCGGAAGUUCAAGAAACCGUGGCGGUGAUACCAGGAAGUGCCUUAUUGUGGAGGAUAACGCCGCGUCCCGCUCACUCCGCUCAGAUGUAUAACUUCACCAGCUUUGCCAUGACGUUAAACGAGCUGGAGCCCAGCAUGGAAACACUACUGGCCCCCACAGACUGCCGGCUAAGACCUGACAUCAAAGCAAUGGAGAAUGGAGACAUAGAUGCAGCAAGUUCAGAGAAGGAGCGAUUAGAGGAGAAGCAGCGUGCUGCCCGACGAGAACGCGCCCAGGAUAAAGAGGACUGGUCGACCAGGUGGUUCCAGCUGAGAACGAACCCUCACACAGGAGCUGAGGACUGGCUCUACACAGGUGGAUACUUCGACAGGAACUUUAGUGAUUGUCCCAACAUUUAUUGACAUAGGUGCUCGGUAUGAAGAUCUCGUCUGAAAUAUGAUUGUUUCUUAGCAUCUCAAAUUGUGUCUUUGUGCCGUUCACUGAUACUUGAUUUUGUUUAAGUAAGUGAUAUUUGAGUCAGGCAGUCAGUUUAUCAGAUUAUCAGCAACUGGCUGUGAACGUGGUCCACAGGACAACUCAAGUUUCACAGAGAGUUUAAGAGUUUACUGACUUUAAAUGUUGACCUUAAAUGUCUUUAUCUGAUCAUAUCAUAACCAGGGUUUUGACAAAAUUACUCCCCUGUUAAGGAUUUUAAACUGAUCAUGUGUGAUCUCUGGAGUGGUGAACACUACUGGAGGACAUAAAGUUUCAACUUCAGAUAUAUUUUCAGGUUUAGUUCAUGUAGUCAAUCUACAUCUUUUUUCUAGCUGCACCACACACGUCUGUCAAUAUAUCAUACAUCAGGGGUUCUUGAAACACAUCUGCUACUUUAAAAUGUAACCUAUUAGACAACUAAAUGUCUAUCUUAGUUCGCACUAAACAUCACAACAUCUUGUGAUCAUUUGUCAGUAGACCUACAAUAUAAAUAAAAGCUGCUUAUAACAAAGUUUACUGUAACUGUAAACAGAUAUUUGUGGUACAUUAGAUUGUUGUCCUUUAUAACAUAGUUAAUGUGUGUGAUAAUUGGUGCAUGCAUGGCCACCAAGAUGAUUAUUUACACAAGUUAAAGCCAUAAAACCCCUUUCUGCACCUAAUAUACUGUAAAUGCAAAGUUAAAAGAAAAAUGGAUACAGAGCACAUGAAACAGUGGUUUCAAAGUCUGACUCAUCUCAACAAUUAUAAGUCAGUAAUUGUGACGAUCAGCAGGUUCUGAAAGUUUUAAGGAUCACUGUUAUUUCAAGGUGUUUGGGCAGAUGUUUGGACAUUUGUUGAGGAUAGGAUAGACCACACAGUGUGCCUCCUGUAUGUGUGCUCAGAGUUAUGGAUAGCCCCAGGAAGGCGCCUGUCGAGCUUUGAAAAGCUGUGUUUGAAAGAGGAAGCUGUGUUCGUUCUGAUGACCAUUCUCUUCCAAUGAACGAAUUGCCCUGAUCUGACAUCUGGAGUUGACCUAAACCAUUUUUCAGUAACUUAAAGUUGUGCUGUUGGACACAGUAGCAACAUAUAAGACCGGGGACACUGUAGGAAUUAUAAACCUAUGCAAACAGAUCCAUUCAGUCUGUCCUUCUGAAAUGUGAAAAAUAAAACACGUCACAUGUGUGUUUCAGACACUAAAGUAGAUGAAUGUCGUGUUGAUAAUACAAUGCUUACAUAUGUACAGUUCACAAUAGUUGCAGAUGUUUCCUUUCAUUGCCAAGCAUUAGCCUUGCAUUUAACUGCACAUCCGACUGCUCACAGUCCUAUGCACAUAUUGUAUUGUCAAAUAUCUGCUUAACUUUACUCUGAAUUCAAAGCACUUUGUGAUGCCAGCAGACUCUGAGGGGCAGGUUCAGUCUCAUGGCUCAUAUGAACUCAUACUCUUUAUCAGUUUGUUUCUGGUCUCAUGUCUGUUUAAAAAUGUUUACAUUGUAUAUUUGUUUCUCUGUCUUCUCCUCUUCAUAGUACCAUAUAACUAUAUGCACACGAAGCAUAUUUAAGAAAUAAAUGAUGGAUUAUGUACUGUUGAAA